Messenger RNA from Haplochromis burtoni (Burton's mouthbrooder), 981 nucleotides. It is a transcript of the gene ppdpfb, whose product is annotated as pancreatic progenitor cell differentiation and proliferation factor b. Gene Ontology annotation, biological process: multicellular organism development; cell differentiation. The transcript is spliced from 5 exons. NCBI's taxonomy places the organism in Eukaryota, Metazoa, Chordata, Actinopteri, Cichliformes, Cichlidae. The coding region runs from base 309 to 650 and encodes 113 amino acids. The record is from RefSeq and is a predicted model, not a curated record.
UUUUUUUAGGGAAAGGGAGAAGCGGUGAGGGCGGAGCCUUCGUUCGUCCCGCCUCCCACUGGAGUACGUCAUGUCCAGUAUAAAGGCGGGAGCUGCCCGUUCCUCCGCAUACCACAGCAUCGUCGGAACUCGCUCGGGCCUUGGAGGGUCACAAUUACCCAAAACUUCUUUUCAAAUGGGCCCCGUUGCCUAGCGUUCACUCCCCCAGCCUCGCCGACUGAUCGAAGUGAGUGCUCCCGAACAUCAAGCACGUCUGGGUCCGCACAAGGGUUCCAUCAGCACAGUGUACAGCGACCAACGGCCCAACAAUGGCAGCUAUCCCAGCAGGAGGGUCUCUCGUGGCGACCACUGAUUACUACCGAAGGCGCAUCGGCUCUACGUCCAGCAGCAGCUCGUGUGGCAGUUCGGAGUACAGCGGCGAGGUCAUCCCUCACCAUCCAGGACUGCCCAAGCAGGACUCCGGCCACUGGUGGUCCAGCUUCUUCUUCGGGAAGCAGCCGGGGAUGACCCCACUGACUGAGGAGGCGCAGCACAAGGCGGGGAUCUCUGGUGUGGUGACUAACGGUCAGAUCACCUGUGUCGCCCGGGAGAUGGUGAUGCAGCGGCAGGCGAGCGAGAGCAGCGACGCGGGAAGCCCCGUCUCCUCGUGAUCCCGCGGUCUCUCUCUGUCUUCGCCACCACACCUGAUUGGGGGGAAUCGAACCAUCAGCCAACGCUAGGUGACGGGAGGAAGUCCCGUUUACAGCCUUAGUUUCUUUUUUUCCUUUUGUACGUGUCGUAGUGUGGCUGCGUGUUCUGUUCCUGUAACCUCACUUUUUAAAUUAAUGACCAAAAAUAAAAAAUAAAAGCAGCCGAUAAGCUCUGUUUGUUUUUAACAUUUGUAAUGUGUUUGUAUUCAGCCUGAAGGUGGCGCUGCCACAGGCUUUUCUUAACCUUUCUCACUUUGUCACUGCAAACGAAAUAAAGUCGAGUGCAUCCCGA